UUUUCGAAGAACCGACGAUUUUGUACGAUUAUUUUUUUUCCCCCUGUAAUCUUACAAUAAAAUCUCCUUUCGAAGGGCUAAUCGAGCUCAAAUCCACAAUCUCGAUCGGCGAAUUCAUAUAGAGGAUUUGGAAACCUCGGUGUUGAUAGAUCUGUAUACUUCUUCUGCGUCGUUGGAAACCCUAGCUGGAUCGUGAAGGAGAUGGUCGGGGGUGGAAGCAGGAGGGACAAUGGCCCCCUGAAGAUCGGGACCACGAACGUGUACGCGGCGCUCGAAUCCCUGAAGAAGAAGAAGAAGUCGGAUAAGGAUUCGUCCAAGAGCAAGGGCUCGUCGAAGACCCCGACGAAGGAGCCGGAGAAGCAGGUGUUCUGGGCCCCGACGCCGCUGAACGUCACCUCCUGGGCGGAUGUCGACGAUGACGACGACUACUACGCCACCACCGACCCGCCAAAGCCGGUUUGGGGCUCCUCAGACCACCAAGAGAGCAACGACACUGCGGCGGUCGGAGAGGAGGAAAGUGAAAGUGAAGAUGAUGGUCUUGAAAUUGAUGAGGGUGAUGAUGAUGCCGAGGAGGAACCUGAGCAUGAAGCUGAAGCUGCUGUCCCAGCUGAACAAGAAGUGAGUAAGGCCACCCCUGCUCCUCUGCUGGUUAAGGAUACAGAGAGGCAGCUAUCGAAGAAGGAGCUGAAGAAAAAGGGGUUGGCUGAGUUGGAUGCUGUUUUGGCUGAGCUGGGGAUUUCUACUAAUGAUAAAAAUUCUACUUUAAAAGAAGGAAAUGCCGAGACAAAACCAGUAGAGCAAAUUGAUGAUGGGGAUAAAAAGGACGAAAGCAAGAGUGCAAAGAAGAAGAAGGCUAAGAAAGAGAAAUCGUCAAAGGAAGCUAAGGAGGCCCAAGAACAGUCCGAUGGUGCGGAGAUCAAUAAAAUCCCUGAGGAGGCAACAGGUGUUGAACUUGAGGAGGACGCUGCUGCGGUUGACAUGAAAGAACGGAUAAAAAAAGUGGCAUCGAUGAAGAAGAAGAAGUCAAACAAGGAUACGGAUUCAGCGGCAAAAGCUGCUGCGGCAGAAGCUGCUGCAAGGAGUGCGAGGCUUGCUGCUGCCAAGAAGAAAGAGAAGAACCACUACAAUCAACAGCCGGUGAGGUAAGCUAAUCGCUUUUAUAUUCCCCGAUGGUGAGUUUGAUAUCUCUUGUUUGUUUUUGUUGGAUUUUAGAAUAAAACUAUUAUGUUGUCAGUAUAGAUGACCUGUGCUUUGGUUUCCUUUGGAUAUUUUCUAGGCCUUUUAGGGCCUUUUUUGUAUGAACAGUGUAGAAUGACAUGUUGCUCGCACCUGUUAGUUCUGUCGGAAACCUGUGCAUGUUACAUUACAAUUGUAGUUAAUCUGAGCUGAACUAUUAGCUUGUUAGAUUUA
Ananas comosus (pineapple) is the source of this 1410-nucleotide messenger RNA. RefSeq names its product eukaryotic translation initiation factor 4 gamma-like. Bases 202 to 1146 code for a protein of 314 amino acids. The transcript is spliced from 3 exons. NCBI's taxonomy places the organism in Eukaryota, Viridiplantae, Streptophyta, Magnoliopsida, Poales, Bromeliaceae. The record is from RefSeq and is a predicted model, not a curated record.